This is a messenger RNA of Xenopus laevis (African clawed frog), 2730 nucleotides long. RefSeq names its product RNA binding motif protein 12B gene 3 L homeolog (gene rbm12b.3.L). Gene Ontology annotation, molecular function: RNA binding; nucleic acid binding. Lineage: Eukaryota; Metazoa; Chordata; Amphibia; Anura; Pipidae. Bases 327 to 2417 code for a protein of 696 amino acids. The transcript is spliced from 2 exons. The record is from RefSeq and is a predicted model, not a curated record.
AUGAGGAGGUCACAUGAUUCCUAAUGAUACCAAACAGGGCCAGCCUAUACCCACUAGUUAGCAGGGAUGGUUCCUGGGGGACUGGAACUUGCAACCCCAUUAGUGUUUGGUAUCAAUCUGAUUGCCCACUUAUGGAUAUCAGCCUGCCCAUGUUUUUACUAUAAUAUUGGGUACUGGCAAGUACUGCUAUUAUAUUGGGGAAUCUUGACUGAAAAUAGCAACCUCCCUGCAGGGGAUUGUAAAUGACACUCCUACCUCAUGUAUAAGAUAAUGAGGGGAAUGUCCCAGCAGGCAAUAAAAAGGUGAUAGACCCAGUACCCAAUGUCAUGCAAAAGAGGCUCCAUGCAUGUGGAUUGUAUGCCCAUUGUUUCCUAACUCUUGCCUCGGAGGAUACAGCAAGAAAUUCUAAACUUGGUGACAAAUCUUGCCACAACCUAAGAAUGGCAGUAGUCAUCCGCUUACAGGGGCUUCCUCUUGUUGCUGGCUCAACUGAUAUCCGUCAUUUCUUUUCUGGAUUGCAUAUUCCUGAAGGAGGAGUUCAUAUUACUGGUGGAAAGCAUGGGGAGGCCUUUAUUAUAUUUCCAACAGAUGAAGAUGCUCGACGGGCAAUGAGCUGCUCAGGAGGCUUCAUAAAGAAAUCGCAAAUUGAUCUUUUUCUCAGUAGUAAGGCAGAAAUGCAACAUACCCUUGAGAUGAAUAGAAAAGGAAACAAAGAUUUGGGGGCAACACCUGAUAUUUCAAAACUGCUGAAUGUCAUGAAGAAAGGCAUUUAUCAGAAAAACAUGGUCCAUAAAAGCAAUGCAGAAGCUGGCUUUGAUGGGAAGGAAGAAAAUGUUCCAAGGCCAAAAUAUCAAGGGAACGAAGGCACAAUGCCAUUAAAAGAAAAUGGUUAUGGUUAUGUAUUUUUGAAUGGGCUUCCAUAUACAGCAGAUGAGCAUGAUGUUAAAGAAUUCUUUCAUGGUUUCGAUGUGGAAGAUAUAAACUUUUGUGUUCGUCAAAAUGGGGAUAAAGAUGGAAAAGCUUAUGUUAAAUUUGCCACUUUUCAGGAUGCAAAGGCAUCUCUUUCACGUCAUAAAGAAUACAUUGGUCAUAGAUACAUAUUUUUAAAACUGAGCAAUGAACAUGCGUGGAUUGAAGCUGUUAGCAAAACUAAUAGAAGGGAGGAGUCCGUUCAUAAUAAUAGGGAAUGGUCACCCAGAUUUUCUUCAAAAAAUCAUUCAAGAUCUCCAGGUCAUGGAUCCAGAUCUCCAAAGAUGCACAGGACAAGGUCGCGCUCACCUCAUAAUCAGCAGUUCCACUUACACCUCUUAAACAUGCCAUAUUCUGUGGAUAAAAAAGAUAUUAAAUUGUAUUUUGGUGAUCCAGAUAUUCCAGAUUCACAGGUUAAAUUCUUACUUGAUAGAAAAGGUGUUCGGACAAGAGAAGGCUUUGUUUCGGUCAAAAAUGAAAAAUUUUAUCAGAAAUGUCUUGGCUUACACAAAGGCCUUUUAAAUGGCCGUGAAGUUUGGGUAUACCCUAUUGCCGGAAAGGACAUGUCAGAGUUAAUUGAAUCCACAGAGCGACCACAGCUAGAAAGAAACACCUCCGAAGACUCUUCUCCAAAGAGAAAAUCCAGGGACCGUUCAAACCUAAAGAGAUGUAUGUAUUUGAGAAACUUUCCAUUUAAUGUUGGUAAAAGUGAAGUUCAAAAAUUCUUUGCUGGAUUUCCAGUGGAUGAACGUGAUAUUUUUCUGCUGUAUGAUAGUAGAGGUGUUGGUCUUGGUGAAGCGCUUGUUAUCUUUCCUUCGGAACACCACGCUAUCCUUGCUGAGGGCUUGAAUCAGCAGACCUUCUUGGGAACAGAAGUGUUACUCAGACGUAUUUCAGAAGAACAAAUGAAAGAACUUGCAGCCUUCCCUGAGGAUCAGAACGAGAGACAAUCCAAGCAAUCAACUACUUAUAGAGAUGAAUAUCCAGAAAUUGCUGAACAAAGUUUUGUAGAUUCUGAUGCAUGUGGCUCAUAUGACCAGCCCCAACCUUACAGGGCAGAUGACUUUGGACAUGUUUCUGGGAGCGGAAGGCGGUCCACGGAAAGGUUAAGAAGCCCAUAUAAUAUGAAUCAAAAUGAGCAGUAUGAGAGGUUUCAUAUGGGAAACCAGAACGUUACAGACUAUGAGUCUGGGCCAGUAAAUCGGCCAAGUUUAGGUGGAGCAUCAAUACGUUUGGAAAAUGUUCCAUAUACUGCUACUAUUGAAGAAAUUUUAGAUUUCUUUCAUGGUUAUAACGUGGUUCCUGAUUCUGUAAAAAUGGAUUACAACUCCAAAGGAACAGCUAUAGUACAUAUGGAAAACUAUUAUGAGGCUGCAGCUGCCAUUAAUGAACUAAAUGAAAGGCCUAUUGGACCACGUAAAGUUCAUAUGAGUCUAAUAAGGAGCUAAGACGGACCUGCAGUGGUAAAUGCUAUUCGUUAAUAAGAAACUGUCAAAUUAACCAUGAUAUUGUCCCAAUUCAUAAAAGGUCAUGCAUUUUUGUAUUGUUUAUAGUUAAGUCUAAUUUCAUACUUCCUUGCAUUAAUAGUCACAAGGUCCAUUAGAAGCAAUUUUUUGUUUAAUUCCUUGGUUUGCCUCCAUUGAGUUUAGUAACAUCAGUUAUGAUUCAUUUUGUGACUAUUUUUAAAUAUAAUAGUGUAAUUUGUUAAAAUAGAUGUGUAUUGAUAAAUUUUGGGAUUAAAACGUUUGAUUUAAACAGCCA